GUAUUUUGAAUGUGAUUAUUGUGUGAUUUGCUCACAAUAAAUUAAGGCUUGGCGCUCCGCAUAUUACCGUCUUUUGCACGCUGACACUCUGACAUGUCUGAGAAGGCUAGAUAAGUUGAUGGUCUGGUUAAUCAGUCUAGGACAUAGUUCGUGGACUUUACUGCCUGUAAUUGCAUGGACCAGACUUCUGAGUGUGGACUAAAGACCAGCUAGAGAAGAAAUGGGAACUCAAUGGAAGCCGGCUUAUCAGAGUUCCAGGGGUAUCCUUGCCAUUACUGGAUUGGUACUCGUUCACCUCGCUCUGGGCUCUCUGUAUUCAUUCGGUAACAUAGUGGUAUACAUUGUAUCUUACAUCAGAUACAAAGGAAUUGAUCCUCAUCUGACUUAUCAGACGGUGGCACUGAUAGCAGCGGCAAUGAAAGUUGGGCAUGGCCUGUCGAUGCCAGCCGGAGGUUAUUUAGAAAAAAGAUUUGGAGUAAGGGUAGCAACAUUCAUCGGGGCUGCCGUUUUCAAUUUGGGAGUAUUUGCCUCGGCAUGGGCAGUGACAGUUUCAUUUUACUUCUUAAUUUUCACCUAUGGCAUCCUGUUUGGUGUCGGGUGCGGACUUGCCUACACCCCUCCUUUGAUCUGUGUUAUGAAGUGGAUGCCCAAUCAUAAGGGUAUGGUCAGCGGUUUGACUGUGGCCGGAUACGGAGCCGGUUCUUUGGUGUUCAAUCUCGUCCAGACGCUCUUUAUAAACCCGGAUAACCUCAAACCUGACAUCAGGGACAACGGACAAGGUGCUGAACAAUGGUUUUAUUCUCAGAACGAGGUCCUGGAUCGCGUUCCGUUUUCUUUUAUUCAACAAGGAAUCAUCUUCUCCAUCAUGCACGUCAUUGGCAUUGUUCUCCUUGGUGAUCCACCAACCAUCAUCAAGAGAUCAAGAAGAUACGCCAUCAGACGUAAACAAAAACCGAUAACCGAGAAAUCGGGUAUACUGAUGAACGAACGACCUCUAUCAAGUUCCGACAAUGACCGUGACGACGGCGGUUCAGCGACCGCAGAGGGCGCUACAGGAGAUCUGCACCACGAACAAUCUUCUACGGGUGAGAGUGCCAACGCUGGAAUUGAAGCCGGGACAGCGAUCGCUGAGGAAACUGAUGGAGACAAGUCCCAUCUAGAAAACGGUGCUUCGACCUCGACAUCGAGGUCGCCCGGGGAAUCGUUGGGCGACCUGGACCGGAGAUGGUCUGGGAAGACGCUGGCGCCGUUGGAGAUGCUAAAGGACUGGUCCUUCUGGCAUCUUGCCUCAUCGUUCACCAUGAAUAGUUUUGUCAUCCUCUACAUUACGUCUCUAUACAAGGCAUAUGGACAGACCUUUAUUCCUGACGAUCUGUUCCUUGCUGUUGCUGGAUCGUGCGCCUCUGUCUCUAACGCCGUGGGUCGAGUGUUCUGGGGACAUAUAGCUGAUAGAUUUUCAUUCAAGGUCUCUUUUAUUACUCUGUCUGCCGUAAUGUCCGUCUUCACAUUUACAUUUGGGCUUAGCUUCUACGGCAGCAAAAUAAUGUUCACCAUUUGGCUGGUUGUCAUAUUCUUCUCGAUAGGGGGCGUCUUUUCUACCGCUCCAACGGCCACAUCAAGGGCGUUCGGAUCUGAACAUCUUGGUGUCAACUACGGGAUUUUAUUUCUGCUCGGGAGCUCCAUAUCGUCUAUCGUCGCUGCCGUCACUCAACAGCCUAUUCUUCAUUUCAUGUCUUGGAAUGUGAUCUUCAUUUUGACCGGAGGAUUUUCGACAUUAGGUAUGAUCAUCGCCAUGUUCUUCAACGUCAAAACACCAGAUGGUGUGGACAUAUAGUCAGAGGAUUUGUUUUUACUUCUACGAUGUUAUUUAACAACAAUAAAACAAAAAUGAUAUGAAGACGAAUGGACUGAAACAGAGAACGGCCUCUGUAUACCUUGACAUAUUUUGCACAAAAACUUUAGACUAACUAACUUUAUGCCACCCAAUUUCUUCCCCCCAUCCUUCGAGCAUUACAAGUGGUUGGAAAAAUUGCACCCUGAAUGAAAACAUUUGUAACCAGUGAUACUGGUGUCGCGAUAUGGGAAGAUGAUUUUAUUACAAAUUCAUUUACUUUUAUAUAUAUCAUGUUACAUAGACAUACCACAAAACAAUUGUACACCUGGAUAUUUAUUUAUUUAGUUAUUUUCUUUUUAUUUUUUUUUAUUUAUUUAUUUUAUUGAUAGGUGCACAAAACCAGAAAGUUGCGAAUUUGCACCUUUGAGUGCACUUAUAGUGUGACAUUGGACGACACCUUUUAUAUAUUAAGGUGCUCAGUCAAUUUCUCUUUUUCAGAGUAUGAUUCUUUUACAGUGCUAUUCGCCUGUCUGGGUUCUUUUUUAGUGUUAUAUAUAGUGCCUGCUGAUUGGUUCCUUUUACAAGGGUAUGCAAAUUAUGCCAAUUAUUAAAGCUGUCUCUGCCCCAACCAAGUGUGCACAGUUUUUCAUGUUGUUUAAAGGACAAGUCCACCCCAAAAAAAAUUGAUUUGAAUAAAAAGAGAAAAAUCCAACAAGCAUAACA
This is a messenger RNA of Lytechinus variegatus (green sea urchin), 2557 nucleotides long. RefSeq lists its product as uncharacterized. Gene Ontology annotation, biological process: transmembrane transport. Lineage: Eukaryota; Metazoa; Echinodermata; Echinoidea; Temnopleuroida; Toxopneustidae. The transcript is spliced from 11 exons. Gene Ontology annotation, molecular function: transmembrane transporter activity. The record is from RefSeq and is a predicted model, not a curated record. The coding region runs from base 221 to 1834 and encodes 537 amino acids.